AUGGAGCUGCUUUCGGUUUUUGUGUCCAUUAGUCGAGCGAUUGGCCUGUGCAAUCUGCGCUAUGUGGCGGAGCGUAAGCGUUUCGAGUUGGAUCACGGCCUAAUGCUUGUGUACUGGCUGCUCUUGAAUGUGGUCUAUGUGGUGCUGACGCCCGUCUGCUUUGUGCUGAUGGUGAACAGCUACUACAGCUGCCAGGGCAUGGACAUGUUGUCGAUGGCCUACAGCUGCGUCUCGCUGACCAAGUCGUGCUCGCUGUUCGUGGUAUUGGGCAGCGUUUGGCUGCGACGGCAGCGCAUCCGGCGCGUCUGCAAUGGCUACAUGCGGCUGCUGGAGCGCUUCGCGCAGUACCAUGCGAACUAUAGCUACUGGCGACGCCACCUCUGGAAGCUGCUGCUGAGCAACACGCGCUUCGUGGUGCUGCUGAAUCAACUGUUUGGCCCCGGCAGCGCGCUGAUGUGCGGCGUGGAUGAUGACGAGGUCGUGACUGGCCUGCCGCCCAUCUACGUCGGCCUCUCGGUGGCCGUGCUCCUAAUGGACCUGCUGGCCAGCUGCACCGACAGCCUGGCCUACUGCGUG
Molecule: messenger RNA, 576 nt
Organism: Drosophila navojoa
Lineage: Eukaryota; Metazoa; Arthropoda; Insecta; Diptera; Drosophilidae
Gene: Gr58c
Product: Gustatory receptor 58c
Biological process (GO): sensory perception of taste
Cellular component (GO): membrane
Source: RefSeq, a predicted model, not a curated record